This is a messenger RNA of Rhinocladiella mackenziei CBS 650.93, 390 nucleotides long. RefSeq lists its product as uncharacterized. Lineage: Eukaryota; Fungi; Ascomycota; Eurotiomycetes; Chaetothyriales; Herpotrichiellaceae. The transcript has a single exon. Bases 1 to 390 code for a protein of 129 amino acids. The record is from RefSeq and is a predicted model, not a curated record.
AUGCUUGCCUCACGAGUUGCCAAGCCCAAGUUGUCUUUGAGCAUCUCCACUGCCAACGCUUCUCAAGCUACCAGACCAGCCAUGUCUCUCAAAUCACCCGUGGCACCCCUGAGAUCACCUAUCUCUCCUUCACCCAUCAGCCCAACGGCCCGGAACACUCGACUCAACCAACGGGGCUAUUCGACCAUGCAACAGCCAACAUAUGCAUAUAUCAACUCCAGUGCGUCAAGAAGUAUUUUGAAAAAGACCUCUCAACCCUCGGCCACACGACGACAGCUGUCUUUCUCCGACACCCCUGUCGUAUAUUGUGUGACUCCAAUUGAGGAUGAGGACUACUACGGUACGCACGUCAAGAUGUCGAAGGAGGAGCGACGAUGGCUCCGGAGAUGA